Messenger RNA from Phlebotomus papatasi, 1450 nucleotides. RefSeq names its product katanin p60 ATPase-containing subunit A-like 2. The record is from RefSeq and is a predicted model, not a curated record. The transcript is spliced from 4 exons. NCBI's taxonomy places the organism in Eukaryota, Metazoa, Arthropoda, Insecta, Diptera, Psychodidae. Gene Ontology annotation, molecular function: ATP hydrolysis activity; ATP binding; protein binding. Bases 48 to 1397 code for a protein of 449 amino acids.
GUUUUCCUAUCAAGUGCCUCGCAAAGUUGCUCUUGGGAGGAAUAAAAAUGUCCCUAGAGGAGGAAAGACGUGCAUCAAGUGAACGGCGCCGCAAUAUCCUGCACCUCAUUGUUCAGUUCCUUGAAGAUUUAGGACUCUGUGAUAGUCGCGAGAGUCUCGUAGCUGAAGCCAAGAUUCCCAAUGAUGUCCAGGUGUGUGACAAUGUGGAUUUGGAGACAAUGUAUCUGGAGUUUGUCAGUUAUUAUCACAUCAAAUUUGGACGUGCCCCAAAAAUUGUGAAACGAGUCACGCGACAAGAGGCUCGAAAAUCUGCUCAUCGUACUUCUCGUCCCCUCAACUCAGCUCCCAAAAAUUCAGGAAAAUUGGGGAUGGGGGGAAGUCAAACUAGUGACACGUGGAACAGUCUGUCGGUCGUGCAAAUAUGUGCGAGUUCACAUGCUUCCAUUGGGGAUGGGGAAAAGUUCGGUCGUCCAAUGCUCUCAUCUUUUGAGAAUUCAUCUCCAGAAUGGCGGGAAAUUGCUCAACUAGUUUGCAAGGAUCUUGUAUCGGAUGGAGUGAAAGUUUCCUGGAGUGAAGUUAUUGGUGCGAAAAAUGCCAAAGAAGUAUUGAAAGAGAGUGUUAUUUUACCUCUUGAGUAUCCCAAUCUCUUCCGUGAAGGCUCCAUGGAGCCCUGGAAGUGUGUACUGCUUCAUGGUCCUCCAGGCACAGGAAAAACUCUCUUGGCCAGAGCUCUGUGUGCAGAAACACGUGGGAAAGUUUCUUUUUUCAAUAUUUCUUCCAGUACAAUUAUUUCGAAAUGGCGUGGGGAAUCUGAGAAGUAUCUCAAGGUUCUGUUCGAUGUAGCAAGGUUUUACUCACCUUCAGUUAUUUUCUUUGAUGAAAUUGAGGGACUGACUUCCCGUAGGGAUUCAGCUACGGAACAUGAAGCUUCCAGACGAAUGAAAAGUGAAUUUCUGGGAUUAUUGGACGGAUUUACUCCAUCAAAUGGAAUUUUUGUGCUCUGCAAUACGAAUCUUCCUUGGGAGAUCGAUCCUGCUUUCUUGAGGCGUUUCGAACAAAAAAUCCUCGUUGAUCUUCCAAGUGCCGAAGAUCGGAUAGAAAUGGUGAAGAAUCUCUUGCCGGGCAGCUCAAAAUGGACUAAUGGGGCUUUCGAGAGAAUAUCCAAGAUCACAGAAGGUUUCACGGGAGACGACUUGAGAAUUGCAUGCAAGGAUUCGCUGAUGAGACAAGUCAGAAAAUUUAUUGGGGCGCAAAAGGAUGCAAGCAGAGCUCCAAAUCAACCAGCCAAUGUAUCCCUGGCAGAUUUUGAGGCUUCUCUGGACAGAGUAACUCCCACUGCCAGCAGUAUAGUGGAAAAACAUCGUCAAUGGCAAGAAAAGAAUCACAAUCACAACUAAUGCAAAUACAAUUUUAUUAUGAAUAUAAUAAAGUUUUGGCGAUUAGGAUGAUU